GCCUCACCAUCUUCAUCUCCAUUAUAAUAGGCCAUCUUCAUCGCAAACAAACAAUCACACAAAAGAACCUGAGAAAACAAAGAUGCAUGGCCUUAAGCGCCUCAUCAUCUUCAUCUCCAUGUUUGCCGCCAUUUCAGAAGCCCAAUAUCUUCUUCCGAUCACCAAAAACGAAACCACCAAACAAUACUACACCACUAUCAACAUCGGAUCCGCCGCCAACUCUCCCGUUAACCUUCUCCUCGAUAUCGGAACCGACCUCUCAUGGCUCAACUGCCGCAAAAUAAAAUCCUUAUCAUCACUCCACCUCGUCCCUUGCCAGAGCCCCACCUGCAAGUCCAUCCCCAGCAACGCCUGCGACGGAAAACACUGUCUUUACCUUCAACAAAGCCCUUUCGUCAAAAACCACACAGUGUCCACCGUCGACCGUGUCGUUCAAGACAAAGCCACCAUCUCCACCAAAGUCUCUUUCCGUCCAUUCACAUUCUCCUGCGUCGCUCAGACACACAUCCAAGGCCUUUCCCCUCCCAUCGCCGGAGUUCUUGGUCUUUCUCCGGGAGAGUUCCCGUUCUGGAGACAGGUGACGAGAGCGUUUAAUAUCAUCCCGCGCUUCGCUAUCUGCUUGCCUUCUUCAGGCAACGGUAAUUUCUUUAUCGGCGGUGGAGGUUUCGGUGUUUCGAUGACUUUGACUCCGUUGAAAAUAGUUGGCUCUGAUUAUCUUAUCUCCCCCACGUCAAUCUACGUUGACGGGAUACCUUUAUCGUUGAAUCCAAGUUUGCUUGAGAGCGGAGCAAAGCUCAGCACGGUGGUUCCGUACACCGUACUUCAAACUGAUAUCUACAAUGCUCUUGCUAGUGCAUUUACCCGUAAAGCAAUAAAAAUAGGAAUGUCUGAGAUCCCUCGACUUGCGCCAUUUAAACACUGCUUCCAAGAAGGCUCUUCCAUGAGAAUAAAUGAGGAGUUGAUGAACGUGACGUCGGUAGAGAUUGGGCUGCCAGGGAAUGGAAGGGAGGUGAAGUGGACGUUUCACGGUAAGAAUACGGUGGUGAGAGUGUUGGAGACGGUGAUUUGUUUGGCGUUCGUAGACGGAGGAGAGAAACCUAAGGAGUCGAUGGUCAUUGGGACACAUCAGCUUCAAGAUUAUAUACUCAAUUUCGAUAUGAGCACAACACGUCUGGCUUUUAGUGAUUCACUCUUGCUCCAUAACUUUAGCUGCUCCGCGUGA
This is a messenger RNA of Brassica oleracea var. oleracea, 1222 nucleotides long. RefSeq names its product basic 7S globulin 2-like. The transcript is spliced from 2 exons. Gene Ontology annotation, molecular function: aspartic-type endopeptidase activity. The record is from RefSeq and is a predicted model, not a curated record. Gene Ontology annotation, biological process: proteolysis. NCBI's taxonomy places the organism in Eukaryota, Viridiplantae, Streptophyta, Magnoliopsida, Brassicales, Brassicaceae. Bases 83 to 1222 code for a protein of 379 amino acids.